AAAAAUUAAACGGCACCUGGAUCACUUGGUCUGACACUAUGGAGAAGGUUCAACAAAUACCAGUAAAUGCAAAAGCUAGUGAACUGAUAAUCCAAACAAAUGGAUCUGCAUGUCAGAGGUAUUUUCUGCAAACGUGCCUCAAUAAUAAUAUACCGCUUCUUUUUGUCGGUCCUACUGGAACCGGUAAAACGGCGGUAGUACUAGAUCAUAUGCUGAACUUGCCUAAAGAGAAGUUUCUGCCAAACGUCAUCAAUUUUAGCGCCAGAACAACUUCAAUGAUGACUCAAGAAAUGGUGAUGUCAAAACUAGAUAAGAGGAGGCGAGGAGUAUUUGGCCCGUCAAUGGGUAAAAAAUGUGUUCUUUUCGUGGAUGAUGUUGGUAUGCCCCAAAAAGAGGUUUGGGGGGCUCAACCUCCUGUAGAACUAUUGCGGCAGUGGAUUGAUCAUGGUCAUUGGUUCGAAAAAGACACCUCCAUGUUACAGUUAGUUGACAUUAUGUUUGUUGGUGCAAUGGGCGUACCUGGCGGUGGUAGAAAUGAAAUAACUGAUAGAUUUUUGAGGCACAUGCAGAUCAUUGGACUGGACUCUUUUGAUGAUAAUACAUUGAAUAAAAUAUUUGUCACCAUUCUCGAUUGGCAUUUCGCUAAAGGAUUCGCAGAAAAUAUUUCGAGACUCUCGAAGUUUUGUAUUGGAGCAACGAUAGAAGUAUAUAAGGAAGCCACUCUCAAUUUUCUACCCACCCCGUCGAAAUCUCAUUACACUUUUUCUCUGAGAGACUUUGCGCGGGUAAUCAAUGGCCUUUUACUGACACCACCUGCCAAACUGGAUGAUCCAGACAAAUUUAUCCGACUUUGGAUCCAUGAAACUUACAGAGUAUUUCACGAUAGACUUAUUGAUGAAAAUGACAGAAAUCUAUUAUUUGGAAUUGUGAAAAAAGCGUGUUACCAGAACUAUAGACAACAUAUGGAAAAAGUGUGUGCAGAUCUUAUUCCAGAAGGAGAAUCUAUCAAUCCGCAGCACAUAAGGAACUUAUUUUUCGGCAACUAUAUUCUUCCAGAUGCUGAACCAAAAAUUUACGAUGAGGUAUGA
Leptinotarsa decemlineata (Colorado potato beetle) is the source of this 1088-nucleotide messenger RNA. RefSeq names its product dynein heavy chain 3, axonemal (gene Dnah3). Gene Ontology annotation, molecular function: dynein intermediate chain binding; ATP hydrolysis activity; ATP binding. The record is from RefSeq and is a predicted model, not a curated record. Gene Ontology annotation, cellular component: dynein complex. NCBI's taxonomy places the organism in Eukaryota, Metazoa, Arthropoda, Insecta, Coleoptera, Chrysomelidae. Gene Ontology annotation, biological process: microtubule-based movement.